CACCUCUUCAGCCCACGCAUACGUCAGAUCUACUUUGAGCGUAUAAAAGGAGAUGGGACACCAAAAGAGGGAGAGCACACACUGGUCCAUUCAGCACAUGCCUCUCACUUCCAGGCCUUUUUUUUGAAACAAAGAUGAUUUUAUUGAGUGAAGAAGGACAGUUUCAGCUUCUGAAGAUGUGGAAAGUUUUUGUCCUGGUCAGCCUUUCUGUUCCACUGGUGGUGUCAUCCUCAUGCCCUAAGGACUGUCGGUGUCCAGCUGAUGUCCCCAGAUGUGCAGCAGGGGUCAGUCUCAUCCUGGACAGCUGUGGAUGCUGUGAAGUUUGUGCCCGACAGCUGAAUGAAGACUGCAGUCAGACAGAACCAUGUGACCAAAUGAAGGGACUGGAGUGCAACUUUGGAGGAGGACGAGGGUCUGCUAAGGGCAUUUGUCGAGCCAGAUCAGAUGGAAGAACAUGCGAGUACAACAAAAAGAUUUACCAGAACGGUGAAACCUUCUACCCAAACUGCAAACACCAGUGCACUUGCAUGGACAGCGCCGUUGGAUGUGUGUCCCUGUGUCCGCAUGAGCUCACGCUGCCUAAAGUGGGCUGUGCCAGUCCCAGGUUGAUCAAGAUCCCGGGUCAGUGCUGCGAACAACUGGUCUGCCCCGAUGAACCUAAGACAGGACCCUCUGUGUUAAAGGAGCACCGAAAAAAACACAACAAAGGCAGAGCAACGGAAAAACACCUCACCAGCAAGAGAGGAGUAGCAGAGUCCUUACCUGCUUUUAGGAGUGAUCCUAUAGACAGGAUGCUGGGAGUGGACUGUGGCCCUCGGACCACAGCUUGGUCACCCUGCUCCAGUUCCUGUGGCCCCGGAGUGUCCACUAGAACCACCAGCAGUAAAAACAACUGUGAAAUGGUGACAGAGACUCGGGUUUGUGAAGUCCGACCAUGCAACCAGAUGACCUCCCCAAGAUUAAAGAACAAACAGAAAUGCAACCACAUAGAAAAGCACCCCCACCCAGUCAAGCUAACCCACGAGGGCUGUCGUAGCCUCAGGAAGUUCCAGCCCAGGUACUGUGGGACCUGCUCAGACGGGAGGUGCUGCACGCCUCAUCGGACCCACACCGUACCUGUGCUGUUCAGGUGCAAACAUGGACAGACCAUCAGCAGAAUGGUGAUGAUGAUCAAGUCAUGCAAGUGUGACUUUAACUGCACCGGCAAUGAGCACAAAACACCUGCGCUUCAGAAACUCUUCAAUGACAUUCACAAGCUGAAAAAUUAGUUCAAGGUGUUUAGGAAGGUUUGCACUGUGAGGUUGUUACAUAUAGAAUUCAUUUUAUUGUCAUUUUUGCUUCAAAACAAUGGAGCUUUUAUUUUGCUUCUUUUAGAAGCUUUUAUUUGACAUGUGAAAACUCUUAUUUUUCUAAGGCCAAACAUGUUCUUCACUGGGGAUGCACAGAUAUGUAGAACAGAAUAGAAUAGAAUAGAAUAGAAUAGAAUAGAAUAGAAUAGAAUAGAAUAGAACACAAUAGAAUAGAAUAGAAUAGAAUAGAAUAGAAUAGAAUAGAAUAGAAUAGAUCUUUAUUGUCACUGUCACAGGAACAGUAAAAAUCAGUUUAGCAGCUCUGUUCUGUUAUUAUCUUAGAUCAUUUCUCAAGUGUUAGAAGUGGUAUAAUCUGUCGUAUUAUGUAAAAGGUUGUUUCAUAAAUGUGUCAGGUUAUGUAUCUGCUCAUUCAAAGUAUGAUGAGGGGCUACAAGGUGUUAAAACAGUACAGUUAGCCCAUUUAUCAUAUAUAUAAUAAACAUUUCUUUGUUUCCCUUGUACAAAAAUAGUGAAUAAGUAACAACAAAAUCAUAAACAAAAGGACAAUAACACUGGCCACUGACUAAAUUAUCAUUUUACAUAUGGUAUUGGUGCAUCCUUAAUAACAAUAAAGACAUAUUUAAAGAUAUUUUGACAAGACAUGUCAUGUAACAACACAGUUAAACACACUAUGGCAGCUACACAGUCAUUACAUGAUAUGUCGCUUUUUCCGUUUACUGUACUCAGUUUAUUUAUCAGAAACCACUGUGUAUGAUUGUAUUUGCAUUGUUAUAUUUAAAAGCAUGAUAGUGAAUUAUUAAUAGUGUUUCUCAUGUUCUGUUUUCUGCAUUUACUGUUUAAUUAAGACUGAAGGCUCAAAACAUACUGUGCUGUAUGUGAAUUUGCCAAAUAAAUGUCAUAUUGUAAAUUUUAUUUUUUUCACAAAUAAACAUCAAAAAACAGUGGA
Messenger RNA from Sphaeramia orbicularis (orbiculate cardinalfish), 2256 nucleotides. Its product is annotated as CCN family member 1-like. The transcript is spliced from 5 exons. The record is from RefSeq and is a predicted model, not a curated record. Lineage: Eukaryota; Metazoa; Chordata; Actinopteri; Kurtiformes; Apogonidae. Gene Ontology annotation, cellular component: extracellular region. Gene Ontology annotation, biological process: signal transduction; positive regulation of cell migration; positive regulation of cell differentiation. Gene Ontology annotation, molecular function: heparin binding; integrin binding. Bases 135 to 1268 code for a protein of 377 amino acids.